Owenia fusiformis is the source of this 1054-nucleotide messenger RNA. NCBI's taxonomy places the organism in Eukaryota, Metazoa, Annelida, Polychaeta, Sabellida, Oweniidae. The record is from the annotation of a GenBank genome assembly.
UGUGCUGUUGUUUCCGGUUCUAAAAAAUUUGGCAUUUCAUAUAAUGUGUGAUGUAUAACAGCUAUCGACAGACUUCACCUGGGGUUACCCCAGGCAACCUUACCCUCGAUGAAAACCAGGCUCUAGGGAUACUAAAACAUUUAGAUUUAGAUGAACUACAGAGACUUCAUGACAGUGAAGGAAAGCUUGAUGACUUGGUCAAUGAUCUUCAGCAGGUCAAAAGCCUACAGAUCGACAGAGAGAUGUGCUUAACUAGUAACAAAAGUUUAGCAGAGUUCAACAUUUCCCGCCAACCACGCUUUACGCAAGGCAUAAAACAGUUAGCUGCGAUGUAUGAGGAAGCGGCUACAUUACGUAAAUCUUACGAAAAGAAUAAAGAAAAAUUAGAUUUUCUUGCUGCCGAACAGUCAUUGGACACAACAUUGGCGCUACUGCAGACAGCAGCUGCAGAAUCAGAGGAAAAUUCAGAGGAGCUUGCAGAUAACUUUCUGGAUGGAAAAGUAGACUCAGAUACAUUUGUGGAGGAAUAUAUUCAGUUACGUAAAAAGACGCAUCUUCUUAAAGUUAAAGCUGAAAAAAUGCCUGGACUAAUUCAACAGCAAAAUUCUCCCGCUAGGGCGAGUCGACAAAAUUCAGGACAAGUACCUGGCCCAGUGGCGGGAACCAAUCAGGCACCUGGAAAUAGUUACGGGCAACCCCCAUAUCCCGCAAACACUUACCCAGGAGCAAUGCCAAAUCUGAGCAAUUAUAGAUAAUCUACAGUGCCAACCAUUGCGGUGCAAUAUCUCAGUACAACUGUAUAUAAAAACUGUUGGGAGUUAAAGAGUAUGUCCUGUACCACAUGUGCAGGCCUGUAGCCAGGGAGGGGGUCGAUUGGUUUGAGCGAACCCCCCCCCCCCUGGCCAAAAAUUCUUUCAAAAUCAUGCAGUUUUUCAUCAUUCUGAGCACUCUUUAAGUGUUUUUGGCCAUUUUGUAACCAAAAUUUUCAAAAGUGAACCCCCCUGGAAUUUUUCAAAAGGUGAACCCCCCUUGGCAAAUUCUGGCUACAGGCCUG